Messenger RNA from Clupea harengus (Atlantic herring), 3565 nucleotides. It is a transcript of the gene hrh3, whose product is annotated as histamine receptor H3. Gene Ontology annotation, molecular function: G protein-coupled serotonin receptor activity; G protein-coupled acetylcholine receptor activity; histamine receptor activity. Gene Ontology annotation, biological process: G protein-coupled receptor signaling pathway, coupled to cyclic nucleotide second messenger; adenylate cyclase-inhibiting G protein-coupled acetylcholine receptor signaling pathway; chemical synaptic transmission. NCBI's taxonomy places the organism in Eukaryota, Metazoa, Chordata, Actinopteri, Clupeiformes, Clupeidae. The record is from RefSeq and is a predicted model, not a curated record. Gene Ontology annotation, cellular component: synapse; dendrite; plasma membrane.
UUACUAGUAUGUUUAUUUAUUCAUUAUUUAUUCAAUCUUUGUAUAAUUGAUAAGAGGAUGAAAAGUGUGAGCCUAUCGAGGCCUUUCAAUACGCAACUCUGCAAUAACUUCAAUUAACAUCUUAUCACUAUGUCAUUACAACAGAAAGAGCAACACUGAAAUUCAAAAUGCAUGCUCUUGUAAGAGGAUAACCUCAAGAAAAUCUUAUUAAAAGGUGAUAGGAUCUACAUCACAUUUGUAGCUUACUUGAAUGCAACAUAUUGUAGUUUUUAACAACAUCCACCAAUGUCAUUGAUUAUGUUGACAUUUCUGUUUUGUUGCUGAUAUAUUGUUGGUUAUAAUGAAAACAAACAAAUCGUACAUAAAUUAAGAGCCUCACACCAUUUUUUAUCUAAGAGUGAAAGGCUACAACAGCACAUCAAUACAUAUUAAAAGAUGUUCGAAAAUGACAUAAGCAUUGCGUUCUACUUAAUUUGGGAUGCACUCACCAUGCUCUUGCUCUGAUGUUUUUGGCAAUGAGUUAACACAGAGUUGUGAAAACCCAAAUGGCUUCCCCUUGAUGUAACCAUGCGUCCUGGUAGUCAAGUUAGUGGUUCAGAGCACAUGUUCUGUGGGCGUAUGAGUGUAGGGUGCUUCAUCUCGUAAUUAAUUAAGCAUGCCAUGUCCAGUGAGUCCAACAGUGCAUCAUGUGAUCUCCAGUGUGCCGACAGAUCCCCUCAUAUAUCUCAUCAGAUCAUCAUGCCUUUCAUCAUCACCCCCCAUUCCCCAAGAUGAACUGUUGGAUGCUUUCAUCCACAUACUUACCCCUUUGUAUUCAUUACCCAGACAACACUCUGCUUCUAAGCACUCAAGUAUGAAGUUAGUCAUGAGUAAUAAAAACGUUUUUUUUUUUUUUAGUUAUACACAGGAAAAGAUGCUACUUACCUUGUGCUAUUGGUUGGGGACUUCCCACAGUGACAGAUCCUCUCACUGUCACAUGCAAAGGUGCACAUGUUCUCUGUUCAAAAACCAAUCAUACUUUUCAUCUGGAGUUACUAAUUCCAUUGACUUGUUUGAUGUAUAGUAGUCAAAACAUGUAAUUAUAAAAAAAGACAGGACAAACAUAUAGGCUUGGUAGAGCUAUAUUUAAAGUUGUCAUGGUAGAAAUUAUGUUUCAUUGAGUUUUCUUGUGAUAAUUCGUUCUGUUUUCUUACUCAUCAAUGGUGUCAAGGUCACAAGAAAACAACAAGCGGCCCGACACCUAUCAAUACAAUCAUCUCUACCACAACAAUAGUCAAAGCACCCCUGCUCUCACUCGCAGUCUGAAACUCUAUCUUGAGAUAUUUUUGUGGUAACAUUUGUAGGUUCUGGUGGUCUAAAAAAACACAAGCUACAAUCUCUGCGCCCACAGACGAAAGAAUUUUCAGUAGUAUCAUCUAUGAAUCCUGGUAGUUAUCAUUGUGUCCUAUAAUUAAACCUUGCUGAAGAUUUCAUUGUCAUAUUCAAGUAGUCCCUAGCUAAAUUCUUGGAAUAAUUGGAAAAAUCCUAGCAUACAUUUUCAUAGCACAAAUAACCUGCACUUACCAAAAAUACUGAAACCAAAUGGUUUCUUUAAACAGCUCACUAUAUAUUCAAAAUGCCUAUGCCGUUUUUCUCUCAGAUAGGUUCAAUUUAGGGACACAACCUUGGCACAAUCAUGGGAAUAUUGAAUGGUUUUCCAAAGAGCCACCUGAUGCGUCUGGGGCAUCUUAUAGCCAGCCAAUAAACAUGCAGCCUUCGAGUUAGAGGUAUAUUCCCCAAACCCUACCUUCAUCAUUGCCUCCUUCACUCGCGACCGUUAUUGGACCUUAGAUGUUCACCACUGAUGGCUCUUUGUUAAACAUUGGUCUGGAUACUAAAUACAUGAUGUCGUCUACAUUUCACUCUACGACUGGAAUAUCAGAAUUGUCUACCUCACAACCAUUCGACUCGCUUUUCUGGAACCGGUCCUUAGAUGUCCUUGGAAACGCAACGGUGGUGAAAGAAUUGGAGGCAAUAAAGCACCGGCAUGUUCAAUUUUCUCCAUCAACUUCAGUGUUUCUAGCUGUCCUAAUGAUAGUCCUGGUUUUCGCCACUAUCGUAGGAAACGCGCUUGUUAUUCUAGCUUUCGUGGUGGAAAAAAGUUUGCGGACACACGGCAACUUUUUCUUUCUUAAUUUAGCCAUUGCGGAUUUGCUAGUAGGAGGAUUUUGUAUUCCAGUGUACAUUCCUUAUGUGUUGACGGGCGAGUGGAGACUCGGAAGAGGGCUUUGCAAACUCUGGCUGGUGGUGGAUUAUAUGGUUUGCACAGCGUCUGUGUUCAAUAUAGUCCUCAUCAGUUUUGACAGGUUUCUGUCCGUCACCAAAGCGGUGAGCUACAGGUGCCAGAAGGGAGUGACGUCCGCAGCGGUAUUGAAGAUGGUGAGCGUGUGGCUGGCUGCCUUCCUGCUUUACGGACCAGCUAUCAUCAGCUGGGAGCACAUUGCUGGUGGGAGUGUAGUGCCCACCGGGGAGUGUUAUGCCGAAUUCUACUUCAACUGGUACUUCCUUAUGACGGCCUCAACGGUGGAGUUCUUCACGCCAUUCAUAAGUGUCACCUACUUCAACCUCAGCAUCUACAUUAACAUCAGGAAGCGGACAGAAGUCAGAGAACAACAGCCAACCAAAAUGGAAUUUGGAAACUGCGAGAUGGAGUCACUGGGAGCAAGCGGUGUGAACCGCGUGUUCUUCGUCAGACCAAUUCAGACGCACGCCCGCAGCAUCAAAAGAAAAGGCGCGCGCUCUCGGUGUGGCCGUUUGUCAAACGCCAAGGUCUCUGCUGCAGCCAUUGGUGAUGCAGGCCAGGGGGGGAGACGAGAGAGCGCCACUCUUGACCUCCCUCCUUUGCAGGUUGGAGAUUUGGCUCAGCAAUGUGCUCCACCACGAUUUCACAACGCUGAGCAAUCGUUUGAACCUGUGCGCACCCGCUCCGACGCAUCUGCCAACCUGGCAAGCAGAUCCCGCCUCUCCAGGGACAAGAAAGUGGCCAAGUCUUUAGCUGUUAUUGUUGGCGUAUUCGGACUCUGUUGGGCACCCUACACCCUACUCAUGAUCAUUCGGGCGGCGUGCCAUGGCCAAUGCGUCCAGCACUACAUGUACGAAACCUCUUUCUGGCUGUUAUGGGUAAACUCCUCCAUUAACCCCGUACUGUAUCCUCUGUGUCACAGCAGCUUCAAAAGGGCAUUCAGCAAACUCCUCUGUCCCAAUAAGAUCAAUAUACAGCCUCAAUACGUAGAACCGAAUUACUAGGGGGUAAGUGGACUAACUGACAGACUAUAUUUUGGGCAAACUUACUCUACGGGGAAACAGUAUUAUAUCUAUGUGUGAUGUAGACUAGUCAUUUUGGAGGUGCCACCCUUUGUGUUUUAUGGUGAUCUUAAGCUUGAAUAUCAUCUGUUCCAAGAACUGGUAUUUUGUGCUGCUUUUGUAAACCUGUUGUAAGGUAUCAAUGUGUGAUUUGUUACAAUAAUUGUAGUACCCUGGAUAAAGUAGUAAGGGCUGUACAUAGCUGAUGUUCACUAGCCACAUU